AUGCAGCUCCGCUCCUCCUUUGCUGCCCUCGGCACAUCGGCUGCCCUCACCUUUCUUGCCAUCUCGGCGCCCGGCCAAGUGGAAGGGACCGUGACGGACAGCUACUCGUACACCAGUAUGAUCGCAAACAUCGGUGGCGCCAACAGUAACACGCAAGUUCCCAAUGUCCAAACCGGCGCCGUCAUCGCAUCUCCUUCUACCGAUGCCCCCGACUACUUUUAUGCCUGGGUCCGUGACUCGGCCAUGACCAUGAAAGUCGUCAUCGACAACUACAUCAAGGGCACUAACGGUGUAACGAGGACGAUGAUCGAGAACUGGGCACGCGCUGAGCAGGCUCACCAAGCCAACGCGGCCAGCUCGUCCAGCAGCCUUGGCGAGCCCAAGUUCAACGUCGACGGCUCCCUCUUCACCGGGCCCUGGGGCCGGCCGCAGAACGACGGUCCGGCGCUGCGUGCGACCGCUUUCAUGAAGUAUGCGCGCGCCAUCGGCCUCUCCGACACGUUCACCAAGAGCACGCUGUACCAAAACAGCCUCAGCGGCAACUCGCUCAUCAAAAAUGACCUUGAGUAUGUCGCGCACCACUGGCAGGACAGCAAUUUUGACCCGUGGGAGGAAGUGCAGGCGACACACUUUUUCACACUCAGCGUGCAGCGACGCGCCAUGGCCGAGGGCGCAAAGUUCGCAACUGACAUGGGCGACAGCGGCGCAGCGACGUACUACGCGCAGCAAGCCGCGGCGAUUCAGUCGAAGCUGCAGUCGUUCUGGUCGUCGAGUCAGAACCGCGUCAACGCGUACCAAGGCGUCUCGGGUCGCUCCGGCAUCGACUGCUCCGUCAUGCUCGGCGCGCUGCACGGCUGGAACCAGACAAGCGUCGCGUCCAGCCUGGACAACACGCAGUUCGGCCCUGCGACUGACCGGAUCCUCGCGACCCAGAAGCAGUACGUCGAUGCGUUCCGCAGCCUGUACGCAAUCAACAAUAACACCGCGGCGCCCACCGCCGUCGCCACUGGUCGCUACCCAGAGGACGAGUACAGCGGCAACGACCGCAACGGCGGCAACCCGUGGUUCCUCUGCACGCUCGCCGCCGCAGAGGUAGUAUACAACGCGCUGCACGUGUUCAACCAGGCGCAGGCGCUAUCCGUCACAAUUGUCUCGCAGCCGUUCUUUGCGCAGUUCGCCUCAGGCCUCGCGACGGGCAUGUACGCCGCCAACAGCGCGACGUACGCCACGCUCACGCGCGGCAUGAAGGCCCAGGCCGACGGCUUCGUACAGGUCGUGCAGAGUCACGCGCAGACGAACGGAUCGAUGAACGAGGAGAUGGACCGCAAUUCGGGAUAUAACGUCGGUGCGCGCGACCUCACGUGGAACUACGCCUCCUGGCUCACCAAGAGCCAGGCCGCCAACGGCACGCCAGCAUUCUAG
Messenger RNA from Tilletiaria anomala UBC 951, 1422 nucleotides. RefSeq names its product glycoside hydrolase family 15 protein. Gene Ontology annotation, cellular component: fungal-type vacuole. Bases 1 to 1422 code for a protein of 473 amino acids. The transcript is spliced from 4 exons. Lineage: Eukaryota; Fungi; Basidiomycota; Exobasidiomycetes; Georgefischeriales; Tilletiariaceae. Gene Ontology annotation, molecular function: glucan 1,4-alpha-glucosidase activity. Gene Ontology annotation, biological process: polysaccharide metabolic process. The record is from RefSeq and is a predicted model, not a curated record.